AAGACUAGACUCGUUCGCGAAUGUUACAAUCACACAGUAACGCGCUGCUUCGGUUGCAACUCUUCCUUUUUGUCUUUUCUGAAUGACUGAGCUAUUGAAAAAAUCUGUAUUUUAUCAUCUUCGUGUCGCCGAAGAUGGCCCACAUUGGUGAAGAUAAACACUAUUACCAAAUGGAUCCACCAGCUCACUAAUAGUAAUUACAACAGUAGUAUUGACUACUUUUACACUCUUUUGGACACUAGGGAUUUAUUUGUCAAUCCACAUAGUUUUUCUUGAACCUGGAUCACAGAGUUGGGGACUACACUUCUGGGGUGCACAGGACUCUGCGACCCAAACUACUUCUAGUUAGUUCAUGGCAAUCAACACUGAUAUUGAGGACUGGGGAGCAGUCGGCAGUAAUGAUUCAGGAGAGCGAGCCUGGCUCUUGCAGAGCCCCAGCGUGGACUCUGUACAGCAUCUUGAGUCGGAGAUGAGGCAGAGCAGGGGAGUGUCGUCCUGGGGAGCCGUUUUCAUCGUGGUGAACGCAGCUCUGGGUGCAGGUCUGCUCAACUUCCCAGCAGCCUUCAAUAUGGCUGGAGGAGUCACGGCAGGAGUGAUGCUUCAAAUGUUUAUGCUGAUCUUCAUUAUUAGCGGGCUGGUCAUUUUAGGCUACUGCUCCCAGGUCAGCAACGAGAGCACCUAUCAGGAGGUCGUUCGAGCCACUUGUGGAAAAGUCACAGGGGUCUUAUGUGAAGUCGCCAUCGCCAUUUACACCUUUGGCACUUGCAUCGCUUUCUUCAUCGUAAUUGGAGACCAGCUUGACCGCUUGAUUGCUGUGAUGGCUCAUGAAGGGGAUGAUGCAGUCAGCAAUCACUGGUUCACCGACCGCAAGUUUACCAUCGUUGUCACCGCAGUCCUGGUCAUUCUCCCUUUGUCCAUCCCCAAAGAGAUUGGAUUCCAGAAAUAUGCCAGUGCUCUGAGUGUGAUGGGAACCUGGUACGUUACCACAGUGGUGAUUAUAAAAUACAUCUGGCCUGAUAAAGAAGUCAUGCCAGGUGUUUUUCCCACCAGUUCUGCGUCAUGGACUGCAGUUUUCAAUGCAAUGCCAACCAUAUGCUUUGGUUUCCAGUGCCAUGUAAGUUGUGUGCCCGUGUUCAACAGCAUGAGCAAGAAAGCCAUCAAACCUUGGGGACUUGUCGUCACUUUCAGCAUGAUUAUCUGCCUCUUUGUUUACACAGGGACAGGUGUCUGUGGCUUCCUGACAUUUGGCUCUGUUGUCAGCCAGGAUGUACUGAUGUCAUAUCCUUCUGAUGACAUUGCUGUGGCCAUCGCCAGGGCAUUCAUUGUGGUCUGCGUGGUCACUUCAUACCCUAUUUUACAUUUCUGUGGCAGAGCUGUUAUUGAGGGCCUGUGGUUGCGCAUGCAAGGCGAGCAGGUGGAGGUGUGUGUGCGGCGCGAACAGAGGCGGAGGAUCCUGCAGACGCUCCUGUGGUUUAUCAUCACUCUCGUUCUCGCGCUCUUCAUCCCCGACAUCGGCCGCGUCAUCUCGCUAAUUGGAGGAUUGGCGGCCUGCUUUAUCUUCGUCUUUCCAGGUUUGUGUUUGAUGCAAGUCAAAUUGUCAGAGACAGAUCGUCGAACUACCAGCUGGCAUGGACAGGUGGUGUUCGCCGUCAUUAUGGUUACGCUCGGAGCGUUCAUCUUUGGCCUCACUACGACUAACUCCAUCUAUCAGGAUGUCGCCAGCUAAAAGGAUUAGUUUCUCUCCAAGCCUGCAGAUGUCACUGUUGUGACUAUCCAGUGCUGCGAUCAUCAACUACAAAGCUUCUCUUGCAUGACAAGUCCUUUUAAAUCAAGCCAGACCUCCACAUUGCACAUCUGUACUUUAAAACCAGGAGUCGAGCAAAGACACCCCAGCAUACCAAGUCAACCUCAGACACUUGUGCGUUUUGCUAUCAUGUUUAAAUUGCAUGUUUAUUUUAAAAUGUUGGUUUUAACCUGCAGCUGAAACAGGUUUGUGAAUGCAGUCAUUCCUCAGUGACUUCCGCUGUAAUUUUGUUCGGGGGAAUCAAUCCUAAAUGGACUUUGUAUUGAAGACCAUACAAUCAAAUAGAUUUUUAUAAUGGAAUUGCACAAAUUGGUACAUUGCAUGUCAUGGUGGAUGUUUAUCCUUAAAGAACAUGUGCAGUAUGUGACCUAUUACUCAAUCUCAUUGAGGUCCAAACGGAGUUACAUGCACCUUUUCACGUUUUGACUUGGUAACAUUUGCCUGAAAUGCUUGAAUCUGCUUUCCAAAUACCCAGUGACAUUAACAGUAAUUUGCAGGACCGCUAACUUGACGCUGUGUAGAGCUGAGGUGCUAUGCAGGACAAGGAGCACCGACAUGGUGCAGAAUGUGAGACCAAAAUUGAUUUAGCAAUGUUACUGUGACUGUAUACAAAAUCCUAGCAUUUAAGUAUCCACUACUCCACUAGACCGUGUACAACAAUCCAUCUUGAUGAACAAUUGAAUGUAGUGUGAAGGCUCAAACCAGUAAAACAGUGGGAAGGUUUUUGUCUUGAGCUCCAGUGGCCGCGACUUUUAACACUACAGUAGAUAAUCAAAUUCUAUCUUUUAAAGCAAUAUUUCAGGUUUUAUCAAGGGUCUGACAAGGGACAGGAAUGUUUUUAUUUUAAAAUCACAGAACUUUUCUAAAGGGAAACCACGAGUACUAUGUUUUUAUGGCUUGAAUUUUAAACAUUUGUAUCAAAUGCUUUAUGAUUUCUCUUUUUGGUGCUGCAGUCUGCUGUUUAUUGGAAGAUAUGAAUAAAUAGCUGCAUUUA
Messenger RNA from Doryrhamphus excisus (bluestripe pipefish), 2798 nucleotides. It is a transcript of the gene slc38a7, whose product is annotated as solute carrier family 38 member 7. Gene Ontology annotation, molecular function: L-asparagine transmembrane transporter activity; L-glutamine transmembrane transporter activity. Lineage: Eukaryota; Metazoa; Chordata; Actinopteri; Syngnathiformes; Syngnathidae. Gene Ontology annotation, cellular component: membrane. Gene Ontology annotation, biological process: amino acid transmembrane transport. The record is from RefSeq and is a predicted model, not a curated record.